Molecule: messenger RNA, 2201 nt
Organism: Gastrolobium bilobum
Lineage: Eukaryota; Viridiplantae; Streptophyta; Magnoliopsida; Fabales; Fabaceae
Product: TORTIFOLIA1-like protein 3
Exons: 5
Coding region: 7-1842 (611 amino acids)
Cellular component (GO): microtubule
Molecular function (GO): microtubule binding
Source: RefSeq, a predicted model, not a curated record
AUUAUAAUGUCUUCACCGCAGAUCAUAAAGCAGAGGGUCUUCACGUGCCUAACCAAACUCUCCGAUCGCGACACGCAAUCCCUCGCCGCCACCGAACUCGAGUCUAUUGCUCGGAACCUUGACGCAACCACCGUUCCGGUGUUCCUCUCCUGCAUAAACUCCACCGAUGCCUCCGACAAAUCUCCGGUUCGUAAGCAAUGCGUGCAACUCCUAGGGUUACUCUCCGAGACGCACGGAAAUUCUCUUUCUCCUUACCUUCCCAAAAUCCUCUCCGGCAUCGUUCGCCGCAUCCGCGACCCGGAUUCGUCGGUCCGAUCCGCGUGCGCGAAUUCGGUUUUGGCAUUGUCGAGCCACGUCACCAAGCAACCGUUUUCGUCUUUUCUGAAGCCGUUGACGGAGGCUCUGUUCACGGAGCAAGACCAGAACGCGCAGAUUGGAGCGGCGCUUUGUCUGGCUUCGGCCAUUGAUGGAGCUCCGGAUCCGGACCCGGCCAGGCUGGCGAAGCUGCUGCCGAGGUUCGAGAAGCUGCUGAAACGCGAGGGGUUCAGGGCAAAGCCGGCGCUCUUGACGGUGAUCGGAAGCGCCGUCGAGGCCGGCGGCGCGUCCUGUCACGCGGCCUUGAGGAAUUUGGUUCCUUGCUUGGUGGAAUCGUUGAGCAGCGUCGACUGGGCGACGAGGAAGGCUGCUGCGGAGGCACUGGUGGUGUUGGCGAACGUGGAGAGGGAUUUCUUAUCGGAAUUCAAGGCUGAGUGUUUGAAAGUUUUCGAGAAUCGACGAUUUGAUAAGGUAAAGGUAGUUCGGGAAGUUAUGAAUCAGAUGUUGGAAGCGUGGAAGCAGAUUCCUGAUGUUUCUGAUGAAUUUUCGCCACCUCCUCAAUCGCAUUCUUCUUCGAAAGAGAACGCAAGUGAUGGGCGCUAUCCCCCUGUCUCUCAAAAUUCAUGUAGUCCUGGUUCAGUAAUGGGAAAUUUGCGGAAGAAAUCCACCCCUAUUAGUAGAUUCAGUGAUAGUUCUUCUGCUAGCAAUGCUAAGAAUGUGAGUGCUCUAAGUAGUAACAAGAGAAUGAGUUCAGCGCUAAAAUUAAACCAUAAGAAUUGGGAUGUCCAAAUUGCCCUGUGUAAUGCUCCCUCUGCGGACAGGGCUGAUCAAGGUGAUGUUCAGGAGAGGGAUGGAACUGUUCUGGAAAGAAGCAAAAUGAAUAAAAGCAGAUUUGUUAAGCCAGAAAUGAAACGGGUAUUGUUAAAUAAAAAUCCUGUCGACGAUAAAAUACAGAAGUAUGGUGGGUCCAAAGCUGGAUCUCGUGUGGUUCCAUAUCAUGAAGAUAGUGAAGACUCAGUUCCUGUCCCUGAUGUCACUAAAGAUCUUAGGAAUGACAAAGAGAGUGAAGAUUUAUCUUUGAUCCGCCACCAGUUACAUCAAAUUGAGAAGCAGCAGUCAAGUAUACUUGAUCUUCUGCAGAAAUUCAUUGGAAACUCACAAAAUGGAAUGCAUUCUUUAGAGACCCGUGUACAUGGCCUUGAGUUGGCAGUGGAUGAGAUCUCAAAUGAUUUGGCUUUAUCAAGUGGAAGGAUGAUGAAUUCUGAUGCUCUUGAAAAUACAUGUUGCUUGCUACCUGGAGCUGAAUUUUUGAGCUCCAAAUUCUGGAGGAAAACCCAGGGCCGGUAUUCAUCCUCGAGGUUCUCUAGGCCUGGUGGCACCCCAUCACUUGCUGCUAUGCACUACAAAGCUGGCAGGAAUACUGAAACUGAAUUGACAAACAACAGAUUCAGACUUGAUGGAGGUUUUAUUACUAAUCCGCUGGCUCAUACUAAUUCGAGGGAUUUGGCUAGAUCAGAGCCAGUUUAAAAUGCAGAUGUGCUGCACAAUCCAGAUUCCAAGUUUGAUCUUGUGAUUCUCAAUCAGCUUUGGAAGUGUAACUAUGAUUUAAUCAGAAUUUGUGCUGCUCGAAAAUACUCCAUGUAGUCUUGUUACUGGUGAAGAGGGCGAGAAGCUGGCUAGACCAUACAUUCUACAACCUAGUACAGAAUUUCAUUUGCAUAUUCAUGAUAAAUCUUUGGACAAGAACAGCAGAUUGGAGUGAGUUCACGGCUAAAUACCACACUAUAUUUUAAAAGAGGGUGCAUUUUUAUAUGUAGAGAAGUGACAGGCUGCUUUCUUUUUUGUUUUAACUUUUAUGAUCAAGUAUUCGUUGUACAUUGCAUUCC